GACUUGGUGGUUCCGGUGCCGCGCUGGCCGUUCAUUCCUCCUGGAGAUGCGGUGACGAGUUCGGCUUUGGAUCUUGGGGCGGCCGUCAUGGCUAAUGUGUACUCCCUGGACGGGCUCCUGGUCUUCGGCUUGCUCUUCGUUUGCACCUGCGCCUACUUCCGGAAGGUGCCCCGCCUAAAAACCUGGCUUCUGUCGGAGAAGAGGGGCGUCUGGGGUGUGUUUUACAAAGCGGCUAUCAUUGGUACCAGACUUCAUUCAGCAGUGGCAAUAUCUUGUAUUGUCAUGGCUUUUUAUGUCCUCUUUAUAAAAUGAAUCCCACUGCUUCAGAUGGACAACUGUUUAAAUGAAGACACUAUGUUCUUUUGCUUCAGAGGACUGUACCUCCUAGCAGAAUUGACAAGAAUCUCUACAAACGGCAAGAAAUUAUUCUGUGGCCAUGUCUUGCUUGAGACCAAGGGAAUGUUGUUUAGAUAGAAACAAUCUUCUGUGCGUCUAAGAGAGUUUCAACAAAAAUCAAAAGAUUAUUUUAUGUGCAGAUUAUUAAAAUCAAUAUUAGUCUAUACAAGAGAAAUAUCACAGGUUUAUGGCAAGUAGAAAUGAGUGAUGUUUUUUCCAGAGUUUGAUAUAACAUGGAAGUGGAACAAUGUUUCUUUUGUCCCCAAAAUGUAGUAGCAUUGAAAGGCUGUAGAUUUGUUUUCUUUGAUUACUGCACUUUGAACCCAAACUCAUAACAAAUAACUGAAGAUGAGAAACUCACCAGUGAUAGAAUAAAAUAUUUGUGCAUUGUGGAAUUCUUGAAGAAUUGAAACAUAAAGGAAACAAAUUACAAUUUGGUGAUGUUCACUUAUCUUUUGCUAUAGUUAAUAAUCUUGCCACCUCAUAUAAAUGGCUGAGUAUGUUUAAAAUGUCUUGUUAUUUUGUAGAACCCUGUUUGAAAGUAAGAAUUAAAAGAACUUAAAAUGUGGUAUGGUAUAGGAGAAAACAGUGGGGGCAUAUGCUGUUAUAUAAGAUGUGAGAUGCUAACAUGUUUAAAUUACAUUUAAAGAUUACAUGUAUAUUUUGAGAAGUGUACAUACUUAAAGAGUUGUUCUAGUCUUUAUUUUUAUUAUACUUUUAAAUUUCCCUCAUUCCAGCCUUCCUCUUGAUAGUAACCUCCUAUCACCACGUGCUUUAAGUGUAGGAGAUUCUCUUCUAAAAUAGGAGCAUUACUGUAAAAGAGCAUGUUUGACUUGUCUGUUUAAAGUUUAUAAUGUAAGCAUCUGACAGAUUCACAAAUAGUUUCAAGGUUGGCCCUAAAUAAUUUUAAUCCAUUGUUUUGUAUAUCAGUUCAAUCUGAGAAAGCCAAGUUUCUUUUUCAACCUUGUACAUUUUGUCACAGACAAAACCUGUACUAAUUAUAUAUUUAUAAAUCAGCAAGAACACUAAAGCCAUAAUUUGGCCUUUGGUAUUCCAGCAAUAUGUGUUUGAAUAAAUCUGCCUUUUUUGAUCUUCCCUGUACUUCCUAACUGAUAUAUAUUUGAACUCU
Protobothrops mucrosquamatus (brown spotted pit viper) is the source of this 1525-nucleotide messenger RNA. RefSeq names its product transmembrane protein 167B (gene TMEM167B). Lineage: Eukaryota; Metazoa; Chordata; Lepidosauria; Squamata; Viperidae. Bases 88 to 312 code for a protein of 74 amino acids. The record is from RefSeq and is a predicted model, not a curated record. The transcript is spliced from 3 exons.